AAUAUUCAAUGCCACCAACUGCACUCAGCUUGAGGUCCAACCGCACUGCUUAUAAAACAAAAUCAACACAUCAGCGCGACCGAAACGUCUUCAGUAUUUGAGACCAGACGAAAUUCGUGCCCGGAGUAGGUGCCGGGCAGUGCUGGAGAUGUUGGAACGUCGUCCCUUAUGGGGAUUAAUAGUGUUGCUCAAUGUAUGCGUCGUAAUAUGGCGAAUGCAGGAACCGGCUGUGCUCAGUGUCGAAUACGACGGCGGUGUUGCAGAAAGCGGCGCAAAUGCCAAUACGAACGCGCAACAAUUGGUCGACGAAGACGCGUCUCUACGCCAACACCACCAACAACAAACACAACAUCAACAUCAGCAGCCCGGUCGGGCAGCUUGGCCGAACGGUAUAGCGGCGCGUAAUUCUCUGGCGCGCCAAGAGCAACAGCUAUAUGCCGGUAAACAUUUACUAGCCGAUAGCGUCGAAGCGAACGAAAUCGCUGCCAAAGUAACGCGUAAAGCGAAUGAUAAUAGUCUUCUACACAUAAGCGGCUAUAGUAGUAGUAGUAGUAGCAGCAGCAGCAGCAGGACUAGCACUAGCACCACCACUAGUCGUAAGAUCCAGAAUAAGAGUAGAAGUAAACAUUUAAAUAAGAAUUAUGCACCACCCAGCAGUAUAAGCUCAAUUAAAAGUACGCCCUCACCACUAGUCACAGCGGCAACGCUAAAGAAUAACGCAGACGUACAAACAACAACGACCGCCGGCAAUGUGAGAACGUACAACUUUCCACCGGAUGACUUCCAUCAACUAAUCGAUCUGCACGACUUCGCGUACCUUAUAAGUCAGGAUGGCUGUAGUAGGGAUAUACAAGGACUGAUACUGGUGCAUUCAGCGCCGGCGAAUGAGGAAAAGCGCCGCCUUAUACGUGACACCUGGGCCAAUAUGGAUUUACUACCGCGCGUCAAUGGCGUUAUACCAUUGCGAAUUAUCUUUUUACUCGGCAUGGUCGAGACCGAGGCACAACAGUUGGAUAUUGAGCGGGAGAAUUUCGAAAAUGGUGAUUUAAUACAGGGCGCCUUCGUGGAUAGUUAUCGCAAUAUGACCUAUAAGCAUGUAAUGGCAUUCAAAUGGUUUCUGUAUAAUUGUGCGCAUGCGCAAAUAUUAAUUAAGGUCGAUGAUGAUGUCUACGUGAAUACGCCACAAUUGCUCAUCUACCUAGAGCGUACACUACAGAGUGAUGCGUUGGAGAGUCGGGUAGGAAUGCUACCCACUGCUGCAGCAUCUAUGCAACAUACCGCCGAUACCGUUAGCAACGCUGUUGAAAAUACCAGCAUGGAAAGUAGUAGUAGUAGUAGAAGUAGUACUAGUAGCAGUAAAAGUAGUAGUAGAGGUACUGUAAGAAAUGCCUCCGCCGCGCUUCAUGUCAAUCCCCAGUUAACGACUUUGCGCGCUAAUGCUACCCGAUUUAAUGCCGCUCAAAUGUUAUUCCGUCAUCCGCAAGAUUUGCUUUUCUGCAAAACGACUAUAAAUGCUCAAGUCAAACGUAGCUAUCGCUCAAAAUGGCGUGUCAAUGUGCGGGAAUAUGCCGGUCGUUACUAUCCGCCAUACUGUCCAGGUUUUGCUAUAAUAUACUCGCCAGAUGUGGCAUUGGCUUUGUACAAUGCCGCGCAAGUAUCGACAUACUUUUGGAUAGAUGACGUCCAUAUAACGGGAAUUUUGGCGCAAAAUAUCAGUGCGCCCAUAACAAAUGCCUACGAAUAUAUACUCUAUGAAGAUGAUUGUGACAAUUUGCUCAAUGAUGUGACGACAAGUGAUAGUGUGGAAUUCAUCUAUGCUUGGCAUCUCAUCAAUCCUGAACAAAUGCAAAAGCUUUGGGAGCUGUAUUUGGCAAAGGCGAAGAGGCAUUUCUCAUCGUUUACACAUCAACAAUAUACUCGUACAUCAACAUUGUCACUGUUGCAUAAAGCCGCCGCCGCCGCCGCCAAAAACACACCAAACAAUCCGACUGAAUUCAAUAAAUUUAAGAGCUACAGAUAGUAACUUAGUAAAUCUUAGUGAGAUUGGUGGAGUUCCAGAUGUUCAUGACACAACACAGUACAUAUUUUAGCGCACAUACAUAUACAUACACCUAAGCAAAAAUACAUACAAAUGUACAUACACAUAAACACACAUAAACACAAAAUAGUAACAGGGAUGGAAAUCACGCCGAAAAACAGUUCUUGAACCUUCCAUUAAUCGCAUCAUAAAGGAUUCGAACGUAAAAAAAUCUCAAAAAUUUAAAUAAAUAUUAAAUUUAUGUACAUACAUAUAUGCAGUUGAAAAGGACACUGAACGCCUUAAAAACUUGGAGUGGAGUUUUACUUUUAGUGAACUAUAAAAUGUUUAUUGUGAUGCAAACAUUUUCGUCCACGGUUACGCAACGGUGGUAGCGGAGUAGCAGCUCUUAGCAGAAUUUAGGAGGGUUUAAGGAAACUCAUAUUUUUCCAUUUACGUAAAAAUUUAAGGGGUUGUCUGUUUUCAAUGACUAUCAAACAAAGCAUCAAAAAGCCACAGACUUACGAAACUUCCUUUGCAUAUACUAUUUUAGAUAAUGACAGAUCUUCAGCAAGAAAAUUAAAAUUAAAAAAUUCUCAGCAAAAAUAAAAUAACAAUUAAGUAUAAAAAAGUAAGCAAGAUAAU
This is a messenger RNA of Rhagoletis pomonella (apple maggot), 2662 nucleotides long. RefSeq lists its product as uncharacterized. NCBI's taxonomy places the organism in Eukaryota, Metazoa, Arthropoda, Insecta, Diptera, Tephritidae. Gene Ontology annotation, molecular function: hexosyltransferase activity. The transcript has 2 exons. Gene Ontology annotation, cellular component: membrane. The record is from RefSeq and is a predicted model, not a curated record. The coding region runs from base 149 to 2020 and encodes 623 amino acids.